Molecule: messenger RNA, 630 nt
Organism: Pochonia chlamydosporia 170
Lineage: Eukaryota; Fungi; Ascomycota; Sordariomycetes; Hypocreales; Clavicipitaceae
Exons: 3
Coding region: 1-630 (209 amino acids)
Source: RefSeq, a predicted model, not a curated record
AUGGUAGCCAAGUGGCGAUAUUAUUUUUGGCACUGCAUUGUUGACCGGCAGAUGGGAGUAAACAAAAUAUACUUCCAAAAACAAACGAAGUCAUCGGCAGGCCUUGAGUGGCUUUUUGGCAAGGGAUUGAUUCCUCGGUACCCGUGUUUGCGGCUUAACUUCCCGUCAUUUGCUGGACUUAGGAAAUUAGAUGCCGCGUCGUGGGCCUAUGUGAAGUUCCUGGCUUGGUCCGGCGGGGGCGGGCAUUUGGCCAACUCCACCAGAAUGCAGGUACCAAAGGAUAAUGAUGCUGGUUCACAUGGAACAUCGAUCGAUUCGAUGGCUGGCUGGCAGGCAGGCAAUGUCGUGAUUGCGAAAGUGGUGUGCAGAAGAAGCUCACUGCAUCUAAAGAUGGCAUUGGGGGUUGCGCCGCGUCAACUGUGCAAAUGGGCAUGCAGACUGUCGCUCAUGUCUCCUUUGAUUCGCAUGGUAACAUUGAUAUACUGUUUCCUCCGUGUCUCCAACAGUCGCCACAAAGCUGAGAACACAGCGGAUUGUAUACGGGUAUUUUACGAGCGGUUCAAAGUCAAGUGGUCGGGCAGACAAAGUUCCAUUUGUCAGAUUUGGAGACUGGAAUGCGUCGGGAGAUGA